Molecule: messenger RNA, 912 nt
Organism: Musa acuminata AAA Group (dessert banana)
Lineage: Eukaryota; Viridiplantae; Streptophyta; Magnoliopsida; Zingiberales; Musaceae
Product: NAC domain-containing protein 22-like
Exons: 3
Coding region: 1-837 (278 amino acids)
Biological process (GO): regulation of DNA-templated transcription
Molecular function (GO): DNA binding
Source: RefSeq, a predicted model, not a curated record
AUGGAGCGAAGCGGCCUGGAGAUGGAUCUCCCUGGGUUUAGAUUCCAUCCGACGGAGGAAGAGCUGCUGGACUUCUACCUCCGGCGCAUGGUGCAGGGGAAGAAGCUUCAGCUUGAGAUCAUCUCCACCAUCAAUCUCUAUCACUACGAUCCCUGGGAGCUCCCAGGGAUGGCCAAGAUCGGGGAGAGAGAGUGGUACUUCUACGUCCCAAGAGACCGCCGACAAGCCAGCGGCGGGAGGCCGAGCAGGACAACCGAGCGGGGAUUUUGGAAAGCCACCGGAUGCGAGCGGCCGGUGCGCAGCGCCGCCGACCCGAAGCGACUCAUCGGCUACAAGAAGACCCUGGUGUACUACCAGGGCCGGGCGCCUCGAGGAUCCAAGACCGACUGGGUCAUGAACGAGUACCGCCUCCCCGACCCGCUGCUGAAGGAUGUGGUGCUAUGCAAGGUGUACAGGAAGCCGGCGUCUAUGAAGGAGCUGGAGAAACGGGCGGCGGCCAUGGAAGGGGAGACGACGAUGACGGUGUCGCAGAAUUCUGGGUCGACGGCCGAGUCGGCGUCCGGCUCGUACCAGGAGAGGUUGCUGCAGGAAUCGAUCACGGCGGUGGACGACGUUAUCGUCAUCGAGGAUGCAUCGGAUGUAGUUGUUGUGAUCGGUGACGAGGCGGAGGAGGAGGUGGAUGCUUCCACCGCGUCGAACAGAAGGCCGAGUCUGCUCGAGUUGGAGGUUCCGAAGAACAGCGAGCUGGAGUGGUUGCAGGACUCGUUCUUCACUCAGCUGACAAGCCCAUGGCUGGAAUAUUGGUCUCCUUAUUAUGAUACUAUGCUCAACCGCUAAAGCUUCAGCACAUCAAUAGAGCGGAAGAUUUGAGGGGGAGGAAGAAGAUUAUGAUAUAAAAAAUAACAUAGUCUA